Closterium sp. Naga37s-1 is the source of this 1149-nucleotide messenger RNA. The record is from the annotation of a GenBank genome assembly. NCBI's taxonomy places the organism in Eukaryota, Viridiplantae, Streptophyta, Zygnematophyceae, Desmidiales, Closteriaceae.
AUGACGUUCGGGCAGCAGAACACGGAGAAGGAGGGGCACGCGCUGCUGGACUAUGCGGUGUCGCGCGGAGUCAACUUCGUGGACGUCGCCGAGGUCUACCCCGUGCCCAUGCGCAGGUGCGUCCAUCAGCGCGCUCAUGUGUGUUUCCUCCCUCACCAUCCCCCCCUGCCUCGGUUCUCCUCCUAUCUCCCUGCUGCCCCGCCUUCCCGCUCCCUCUCGCCCCCCUCACGAUCUUGGUCCACCAGUGAGACAGCAGGGCGCACGGAGGAGAUCCUGGGCACGUGGCUCAAGAACAAGGACCGCUCCUCCAUUAUCGUCGCCACCAAGGUGGCAGGGUACAAUCCAGCGAGCUACACCCCGGGCAACAGGGAGCAGCCGCGCAGCAACGAGCUGGCGGACUGCCGGCUGGACAGGGAGAGCAUCCGCAAGGCGUGUGCCGCCAGCCUCCGGCGCCUGCAGACGGACUACAUCGACCUCUACCAGAUCCACUGGCCGGACCGCUAUGUGCCCAAGUUUGGAGUGACACAGUACAAACCGGAGAAGGAGUAUCCGUCCAUCCCCAUAGAGGAGACCGUUGCAGCCAUGGGGGAGCUUAUCAAGGAGGGCAAGAUCCGGCACUACGGCCUCAGCAACGAGACCACGUUCGGCGUGUGCGAGUAUGUGCACGCGGCGCGGCGCCUGGGGGUGCCUCCGCCCGUGUCGAUCCAGAACAGCUUCUCCCUGGUGCACCGCUCCUUUGAGACGGAGCUGGCAGAGGCGUGCGCGCCCAGCCACUACAACAUCGGGCUGCUGCCCUGGAGCCCCAUGGGCGGCGGAGCGCUAUCGGGCAAGUACAACGGAGGCAAGAAGCCGCCUGGUGCGCGCUUCACCCUCUUCCAGGGCUACCAGGAGCGCUUCACCACCGGGGCCAUGGCUGAGGCCUCCCAGGUCUACACCGACUUUGCUGAGAGUGUUGGCAUCCCCCCGGCGCAGCUGGCGCUGGCGUGGUGCAAGUCGCGGUGGUAUGUGACGUCCACCAUCUUUGGCGCCACCACCAUGGAGCAGCUCAAGGAGAACCUCGAUGCAUUUGAGAUGGAUCUCUCUCCUGAGGUGCUGGAGGGCAUUGAUAAGAUCCACCUGCAGAAGAAGGACCCGGCCAUGCUCCUCUAA